GGCGUGCGUGUCCUUCGCGAUCUUCGUGUCGAGACUCGUGUCGAAUGAUUAAGAGUCAUGCUCGACGAAUUGUAUCAUUAGAAGUAACAACGACGUAUCGUGCGAUUAUAAAGUACAAAAGAAUACGAUCCGGACUUACGCAUGCCUUUCGUUUUGCUGAUCCACCACAAACCGAUCAAUUUCUCCGUCGCGCUGUGACACCAUUGAUUUUGAUUAAUCGAGAAAAUUGUUUCUCCUUGCAAACGCGACGCGGCGCUCGUGCUAAUCAGUAAUCCAAUUGUGGGACAAAAAGACGCGUGAAAAGACUUUCACGCGUGACAAGUGCACCGUGGUUGACGCAUUGAUUGGAGGUUCAGUUAGUGCGAUUUGUUCUGCGGGUUUGCAAUACUGACAAUAAUGCGACAAAUACAAUGUCAGGGACGCAAAUCUAGAGAAUGCAAUAUCGGAGGAUCCAAUUUAAGCCGAGUGGAGUUGGGAAGGCAAGCAAUGUUCUCUUUCUCUGUUUUAACCUUUUGCUGUCGAAAGCCGGGGUGUAAACAUCACAAUGACUCGAAUUGCAAUUGCGAAAGGUUGAUGUACCCAACGUGCCUUUUGGAACAUAGCUCUGAGCUCCAAGUAUUCGGCGAGAGAAAACUGUGUGUGUGUGUGUGUAGGAAGAGAGAUGAAUAUUUAAUUAAUUAAUACUUGUAGUCAUGAAAAGUUAAUGCACUCGACAUCUCUAGCUCUAGUCAACUCUAGACUCCAGGUGUUCAGUGAGAAAACUAGGAAGAGAGAUGAAUACUUAAUCAAUAAUUGCAUCUGGUGGAAAGUUAAUGUACUCGACAUGUCUCUAUUUGGUGGAAUUUGCGGCCACAUGGAGAAUACUGUUCCGGCUGGUGCGAUUCCGGAGAAUGCAGAUGCUGUACUGGAGGAUCCGGUUCGGGCAAAGCGGAGUCGACUUAAAGGUUUGGUGGUUGAACCUGACGUCGUAGUGAGUCACAUACAAAGAUCUGACUUGUGGCUUGUGGUCAUACGCUGGACGCGGGAGAUGCAAUUUUGGUGGAUGCUGCACCGGAGAAUCCGGCUCGGACCGAGCGAAAUCGGUUCGAAGAUUUCUGUAACUGAACGUGGUCGAUUUUGAGCUGCUGGUGUUUUGGUGAGUCAAAAACAAAGAUUUACGGUGAUGGAUGUGGAUUUGUCGGAGUUUAUAUAUAACAUCAAUGCGAUUUAUAUUUGGUUCGUAGAAUUUUGCAUGUACAUUGAAAGAAAAAAAAUUGUUAAUCUCACUGCGUACUGAAAUCAUUUUCGUUGUAGCAUUUACUACAAAAACCGAGUUUCCAAUUACAAUUAAUUCACUGUGCAAUCAUAUUCAUAAAUAUUUUUAAUAUCAAAUAUUUUUCUCUCAAUGUAGGGUGUUACUUAUCUGUGUGUCAUCCGAAUUAAAAUAUACCGCUUGAAACAAUCAAGGGACGUUUCUUUGAAUAAUUGUCUUAUUUAGCACAAAUCUAAAUGUGAUGGAAUGCUUCUUUUUCAUGUAUAGAUACCGACUUUCUUAUAUUCUUCCAAAUUUAUUAAUUCUCAGUAAAUUCAUUAUAUGAUUCAUUAUAAUUAUUCAUUAUUAAAUUCAUUAUAAUUCAUGUAUAAAUUUAUACGUAUAAAUAUUUUGACAUUUGAUAUAUGUUUGAUUAAAGAUAAUUAUUCGGCAAAAUUGCUCAUUUAGUGUAUUCUCUCAAUUGUUUCGAAUGAUGUAAACUACGCAGCAGAAUUAUGCAUCAAAAUUAUGCACUA
Molecule: messenger RNA, 1767 nt
Organism: Odontomachus brunneus
Lineage: Eukaryota; Metazoa; Arthropoda; Insecta; Hymenoptera; Formicidae
Exons: 7
Coding region: 704-1120 (138 amino acids)
Source: RefSeq, a predicted model, not a curated record